AUGGAGAUCUGUAGAAACGAUGAUUUUGUGGUGGUCCUAGAGAAAAACGAGCUGCUCAUAGUGGAUAUUCUGACUCUGUCUGUGUUUCAUAGAAGAGAGUGUGGAGUGGGGUCCGUCGUAGAGUGCUGCAAUGAAUAUGUCUUUGUUAGUGACGGAUGCAUAGUUGUGGCGCUGUGCCUUCUUAGUCUAAAAGAAAGGGUGGUGUGUGAGAUGAAGACGCCUGUAACGGCCAUCUUUCAUUUGGACGGAUUUGUGUACUGUGGAAGCGAGGAAGGAACAAUCCAUGUCUAUGGAAUGGCUGUGGCGAGUGAUGUGGGAGAGGUAAAGGGUGUCGAAUGCUCUCUAGGGUCUGAGCUAUCGAACGAGAUGUUUGCAUCUGAAGACACUCAAUGCGGGUUCAGGUUUGUAAAAAGCAUGAAGCACCCUGGUCCUGUGACUCAGAUAUGCAGUGAUGGGACGGAAGUGUUUGUGGCAGACAUUCGGAACAAGAUAACUGUGUAUCCCUCGAGAAGGACAUAUGACAUCAGAAGUCCAAAGCUUAGAUACAAGAACUAUAUAUUUGCAAGUGAAAGGAACAUGCUGUACUGCAGAACGCGGAAUGCGUUUGCCACAUACAUGACGACUGAGAAGCCCAUAAGCGACUAUGCCUUUAGCAUGAAAGGGGGGAUUCUGUUUGCACAGUGCAGGGAUGGGGUGCAUGUCAUUGAUUUCAACAGCAGGAAAACCAUAAAGAAAAUAGAUGUGCCGGGAAGAUUUGUAUAUGACGAUGACAGAAACAGAGUUGUGUGGUUUGACGGAAAGAAAUUUGCCUCUAUUGAGAACAUCCUUGAAGGCCUGGAUGGAGGAAUGGAAGAUGUGAUGUUUAGAGGAGAUGAGCUUGUGGAGAAGAAGGUAAGGAUUGAGGAAGAGGACGAGUGGCCAGCAGAGAGGCACAGGGGAGAUGAGGAGAGGAGAAGAACUCCAAAAAGAAAGUACUUCAGGGUUUGUGGAGAGAGUGGAUAUGAGUCUAGUGAAUGGAGGGGCAAUGAAGAAAGAAAAAAGAUGGUUGAUUCUGAUGAGUACUCGGAGGAGCUCGAGCAUGAGAGUAAGGCAGUGGCCAGCAUUCCAACACAAAAAGUUGAGACGGAAAGCUUACUGUGCUACAACUCUGAGGGAUACAUGGUUUGCAUUAGAGGUGAAAGCAGCGACAGGGUGGAGGUCAUCUACCACGAUGUCUCCCGAAAGAAGAUUGAAGUGUCUGGAGUCUGCGGAUGUGUGUUAGGGUCCUUUUGCAAAGACAAUAUUGUGGUUGGGAACGGAAAGAAGAUAUUCUUUUACACCGGGAAAUCUCCUAUGUGGGAAAAAGAAGUUGAGGCGAAGAUGGUGUCUAUCUCUGAGAGGAUUGUGGUUGUUUUUUCUAGUGUUCUUCAGGUCUUCAGGCACGACGGAGCCGAGAUAUUCAACUGCCUUAUUCCAGAUGUUCAUGCAAUGUGCUGCCACCUUGAGGUUAUCGCUGUCUUUUGUAGAGAGCUCAUCCUGAUUGACUUGUUCAAGUCGACUGAAAGGUUCUUUUUACCUUCUCCUGUUGACUUUGCUUGCUUCGAUGAGAUUGGAAGGAUUUUCUAUAGAAUUGAUGGAAGGAUAUACCAAGUGUAUAAGGGGCUGCCAGUCAGAGUGUGCGAGGUUCUAACACAACCGUUGGCCAUGGUUAGGGGCAACGUCAUUUCCUUAGGAUCCUCACGAAGACUUUUUCCAUCUCCUUAUGUCGAAUACACCAGGUUCGAUGUAUUUGAUCCAUUUGGGACUAAGGAUAAGGUAAGCGAGGCUAAAGAAGAGGCUGCACCUAGCAAUGAGGGCCAAGGGAACAGGAUGACUGAGGGGGGUAAGGUCAAGAGAUACAAUCCUCUUGAAAAUAAAUGA
This is a messenger RNA of Encephalitozoon hellem ATCC 50504, 1899 nucleotides long. RefSeq lists its product as uncharacterized. The coding region runs from base 1 to 1899 and encodes 632 amino acids. The record is from RefSeq and is a predicted model, not a curated record. The transcript has a single exon. Gene Ontology annotation, molecular function: protein binding. Lineage: Eukaryota; Fungi; Microsporidia; Unikaryonidae.